Molecule: messenger RNA, 2054 nt
Organism: Punica granatum (pomegranate)
Lineage: Eukaryota; Viridiplantae; Streptophyta; Magnoliopsida; Myrtales; Lythraceae
Source: RefSeq, a predicted model, not a curated record
CGCCCACCUUCUUCUAGCUCUGGAAACCUCGAAACAGCGAACAUAUCUGUUUGUUACUGACGCUCAUUCCUUCUUUCCUCCCAUCUCUCUUCCGAGCCACAACAAUGGCUUCUCUGCUCACCAACGGCAUCUCUCGCUUCACCGCCCAACCCCCCUCUGAUCCCCCGAAAGGGCUACUCCCGAAAUUCGAAAGCUCCAAGCUUUCCUUCCCCAGAACCCUAAAUCGCACCAUCAAGAAGCAGCACCAGCGGCAGCAGCAGUUCAAGGUCCGUGCCGAUGUCGGGUACGACACCAAGCCCUCCUCCGAUUCGGGCCCUAACCUAGGUAAUCCCUCGACUUCGACCUCCACUUACGAUGAGAAGAUUUCCCAGAUUCUUCGGUUCAACGAUUACAACAAGAAGUACGGUUUCGCCGUGGACAUCGACUCUUUCUCGAUCCCCAAGGGGCUCACGAAGGAGACCGUCCGUCUGAUAUCGGAGCUCAAGGAAGAGCCCGGAUGGAUGCUUGAGUUUAGGUUGAAGGCCUUUGAUAAGUUCAUGACUAUGAAGGAGCCCAAUUGGUCAGACAACCGGUACCCGCCGAUUGAUUUCCAGGACCUUUGCUACUAUUCCGCCCCGAAGAAGAAACCCACCUUGAAUAGCCUCGAUGAAGCCGACCCCGAGCUGCUCAAGUACUUCGAUAGGUUGGGCGUGCCCCUGAACGAGAGGAACCGAUUGGCAAAUGUUGCGGUGGACGCCGUUCUUGACAGUGUUUCCAUCGCCACGACUCACAGGGAGAAAUUGCGAGAGGCGGGUGUUAUAUUCUGCUCAAUUUCGGAGGCAAUUAGGGAGUUCCCUGAUUUAGUUAGGGAGUAUCUGGGGAAAGUCGUGCCAAUCGGGGAUAACUACUACGCUGCCCUGAACUCUGCGGUAUUCAGUGAUGGGUCCUUUUGUUACAUCCCCAAGGACACCAAGUGCCCGAUGCAGAUCUCGACGUAUUUUCGGAUAAAUGCAAUGGAGACGGGGCAAUUUGAGAGGACUCUGAUAGUCGCGGAUGAUCGCAGCUUUGUGGAGUAUUUGGAGGGCUGCACGGCCCCUUCUUAUGACCAGAACCAGCUCCAUGCUGCUGUGGUCGAGCUCUAUUGUGCAGAGGGAGCUGAGAUCAAGUACUCAACUGUGCAGAACUGGUAUGCUGGGGAUGAGGAAGGAAAGGGCGGCAUAUACAACUUCGUUACGAAACGGGGCGUUUGUGCUGGAGCUCGCUCGAAGAUCUCAUGGACACAGGUGGAGACAGGGUCUGCAAUCACCUGGAAGUACCCGAGUGUGGUUUUAGAGGGAGAUGACACAGUUGGGGAGUUCUAUUCUGUUGCUUUGACGAACAAUCACCAGCAAGCUGAUACUGGGACAAAGAUGAUACAUAAAGGGAAGAACACAAGGAGCAGGAUUAUCUCAAAGGGUAUUUCUGCAGGAAAGUCGAGGAACUGUUACAGGGGGCUGGUUCAGGUCCAAUCGAAGGCAGAGAAUGCUCGGAACUCUUCUCAGUGUGAUUCAAUGCUUAUUGGUGACAAAGCUGCUGCAAACACUUAUCCUUAUAUCCAGGUGAAGAAUCCAACAGCUCGAAUUGAACAUGAGGCAAGUACCUCAAAGAUCGGGGAGGACCAGCUGUUCUACUUCCAACAAAGGGGAAUUGACUACGAGAAAGCUAUGGCUGCUAUAAUCUCAGGUUUCUGCAAGGACGUCUUCAACGAGCUGCCUGACGAGUUUGGGGCCGAGGUCCACCAGCUCAUGAGCAUAAAGCUUGAAGGAUCUGUCGGUUAAUUAAAGGCCAAACUUUAAGGGGGGCAAAAAUAGAAUAAGUGGAAAAGGAAAGGAAACUUGAGAUUUGUCUAAGACUAGAAUGGCGUCUGAAGUGCUUUUCGAGCAAAAUUUCUGCUGCAGAACUGUUCUGUAAUGUAAAUGUAUGAUAUAUGAAUGGAUGAGGUAUAUUGGUCUCUAUUCGUAUGUCAUCAGUCUCUGGAAACUAGUUCAUAGCUUCUUCCUCUGUUCUUUGAAGUAAUUAUCCGAAGUUGGGGCCCA